Messenger RNA from Sugiyamaella lignohabitans, 1440 nucleotides. RefSeq lists its product as uncharacterized. The coding region runs from base 1 to 1440 and encodes 479 amino acids. The record is from RefSeq and is a predicted model, not a curated record. The transcript has a single exon. NCBI's taxonomy places the organism in Eukaryota, Fungi, Ascomycota, Dipodascomycetes, Dipodascales, Trichomonascaceae.
AUGUCUGAACAGAGUCCCCAGUUCCACCAGGACAAACAUGGCGGUGUCCAUGUGGUUUGGAUGAAAAAAGGUGUGGAUGGAUCUUCAAGACCAUUUGUGAAACCAAGGGCUCUCCAGUAUUUCUACGAUAAUACUCUUUAUAAAACAGAGGGGGAGCGAAGUAGUGGUCGAUUUGAGAUCUUCCUCGAUUUGUUAUUCGUUGGUAUGGUAGCAAACUUGGCUCAUAUUGUCACAGAAGAUCCCACAGGGUUAAAUCUUUUAAAAUACUUGUUAGUGGGUAUUCCGGCAUGGCAGAUGUGGGGUGAUAUGAGAGAUUUCAUGAACUAUUAUUAUAAUGACGAUUUAACUCAGCGGUGUUUAGUGUUCUGGCAGAUGUGUCUUAUUGUUAUGUAUGGUAACAAUGCCCAAUUAGCCGGCUCAUCUACCAAAUAUACUGGUCUGGUAGUAGGAAUCUAUAUUGUGAGUCGAAUCUCUGUGUACGGAGUUAUUUUCGCCUACACGUUUUAUAUCCCUGAACACCGGAAGGUUAUGAGAUCGCUUGCCACAUUUGUCGUUAUCACCUGUGGUAUAUGGCUGUCUACGAUUUGGACUCCAGUUAGAGUGAAAAUUGCUUUAGCAAUUGUCGCAAUCGCCUGUGAGCAAUUCUUUUUUGCAUUCAACUAUAGCACCUUUUGGAGAGGUAUAUUAAAAGCGACCCAUACCACAGCUUUAGAUUUGAACCAUGAAAUUGAGCGAUAUGAAGCAUUUUAUGUUAUUGUUCUAGGUGAAUUCUUAUAUGUUAUUGUAUAUGAAUCACCGGCACAGAUUGGAUUCAAUCUCAAGCUGCUGAGAGCUUUUUUUACUCUGUUGAUUGCCUAUGAUUUGAAUUGGAUCUACUUCAAUGGCGAUGGAAGCUCCAAAUGGACACACGCUCUUCGACGCAGUAAACAGACCGCUAUUGCAUGGCUAUAUGCCCAUAUGCCGUUAAAUGCAGCUCUGGUUCUUGCUGCUGAUGCUGCUGGUGAGCUGGCAUCAUAUGAAUUCGCUGAGGUUGCGGAAAGCGAACAUCUUGGUGAGCAUGAAGUGUAUCAACUCAAGAGAAACUAUUCGUUUCUUUUUUGCGGAGGUAUUGGUGUUGGACUGUUAGCCAACUAUAUAAUCAGUAUCCUCUCUAAAUGUGAUGAUGAUCCGGGUCAAAAGUGGGUACCAAAGCACUGGCGAGUCAUCUGGCGAGUUCCGGUGGGCAUAACUAUUGCAUUUUUGCCAUUUGCAAACAUGUCAGCAACGCUAUUAAUGGGUAUUGUAGCUUUGCUAUUGACUGUUAUCGUUACAUUUGAGACCCUGGCUGCUUGGGACCGUGUAUGCACUGAAGAUACUGGAGAAGAGAUCGAUAUUGCUGAGCGCGUUGAGAACCAGAGUGUAAUGCGCGAAGGCGAUAAUGCUAUUUAUAAGAACAUUUAA